Cebus imitator (Panamanian white-faced capuchin) is the source of this 921-nucleotide messenger RNA. It is a transcript of the gene CCDC107, whose product is annotated as coiled-coil domain containing 107. NCBI's taxonomy places the organism in Eukaryota, Metazoa, Chordata, Mammalia, Primates, Cebidae. The record is from RefSeq and is a predicted model, not a curated record. The coding region runs from base 70 to 897 and encodes 275 amino acids. The transcript has 5 exons.
CGUGCGCACUGGGGCGGCCAGCCACAGCCUCCGCACCGUCUUCCUGAUCCUUCUACCUUUGGGCCGGUCAUGGCGGGCGCGGUCUCGCUCUUGGGUGUGGUGGGGCUGCUCCUUGUGUCUGCGUUGCCCAGGGUUCUCGGAGACCGCGCCAACCCCGACCUUCGGGUACACCCAGGGAACGCAGCCCACCUUGGCUCUGGGGCCACAGAACCCCAGCGGCGACCGCCGCUCAAGGACCAGCGCGAGCGGGCCCGGGCCGGGUCGCUGCCUCUGGGGGCACUGUACACCGCAGCCGUCGUGGCUUUUGUGCUGUACAAGUGUUUGCAGGGGAAAGAUGAAACUACAGUUCUCCACGAGGAGGGAGGCAAGCAGCAGCCACUGCAGUCAGAGCAACAGCUGGCCCAGUUGACACAACAGCUGGCCCAGACAGAGCAGCACCUGAACAACCUGAUGGCCCAGCUGGACCCCCUUUUUGAGUGUGUGACUACUCUGGCUGGAGCCCAGCAGGAGCUUCUGAACAUGAAGCUACAGACCAUCCACAAGCUGCUGCAAGACAGCAAGCUGGACAAGGGUAUGGAGGCUUCAGAACCAGGUGAAGGCUUGGGAGGUGAGCCUGCUGAAGGUGGAGACAAAGUGUCCGAAACUGGAACAUUCCUGAUCUCUCCCCACACAGAGGCCGGCAGACCUCUUCAUGAGGACUUUUGUUUAAAGGAGGAUGAGGAGGAGGCUGGCGACAGUCAGGCCUGGGAGAAGCCCAUAAACUGGAGCACAGAGACAUGGAACCUAGCUACUUCCUGGGAAGUGGAGCAGGGGCUGCGGAGAAGGUGCAGCCAGGCUAUGGCAAAGGACCCCAGUCACAGCCCUGGCAGGGAAGGAGGGAUGACAGCUGAAGGCUGAGUAAAGCAAAGUCUGUUUUUGUGA